UUGUUUUGCCUGUUUUUUUUUCACAGAGAGGAAAGCGAGCGCAACGCUGUCUGGGCGCGCUCCCGACGGGCUGUGUGGAGAGGAGACGGCGGCGCGCGCACCUCGCACAGUGCAUCGAGCGUUUGGACUCAGAAGCAGGAAUAUUUCUCUGAGCAGGUGGAGACUUUGGAGAACUUGUGUCUAGAGAAUGGAGAGUUCUGGUUGGCCGGGUGAAACCGAGCCUCCUGAAGGCCACGUCUACGAAGUGACGGUGGUCCAGAACACCACGGCCCCUCACAAUCACCCAUUUGCAGACGUAGCUCUGCUGCAGACCUUCAAACCACUCAUAAUACCCUGCUACGUUCUCGUGGUGCUGGUGGGCGUCUUCGGCAACUACCUUCUGAUCUACGUCAUCUGCCGCACGAGGAAGAUGCAUAACGUCACCAACUUCUUCAUCGGCAACCUGGCCUUUUCGGACAUGCUGAUGUGCGUGACCUGCGUCCCCUUUACGCUGGCCUACGCCUUCAGUCCACACGGCUGGACGUUCGGGCGCUUCAUGUGCUACCUGGUGUACCUGAUCCAGCCGGUUACCGUAUACGUGUCCGUAUUUACUCUAACGGCCAUCGCCGUGGACAGGUACUAUGCCACGGUGCACCCUUUGAAAAAGCGCACCUCAAUGCAGGCUUGUGCCUAUGUGCUGUCUGGCAUCUGGCUGCUGUCUUGCGUGCUGGUAGCACCCGCCGUGGCCCACACCUAUCACGUAGAGUUCAGAGAGGAAGGCCUUACCAUCUGUGAGGAGUUUUGGUUGGGCCAGCAGACCCAGCGACUGAUCUACGCCUACAGCACACUGCUCCUCACCUACAUCCUCCCUCUGUCCGCCGUCUGCGUCUCUUACCUGUGCAUCUCCGUCAAGCUACGCAACUGCGUGGCCCCCGGACACCGCACGCGAGAUCAGGCCGAAGCCCAGCGCGCUCGCAAGCGCAAGAUCUUCAGGCUGGUGGCUCUGGUAGUGGCGGCGUUUGGAGUCUGCUGGCUGCCCAUCCACGUGUUCAACGUGCUGCGCGACAUCGAUAUCCACCUCAUCGACAAGCGUCACUUCUUGGUGAUCCAGCUGUUGUGUCACCUGUGCGCAAUGAGUUCGUCCUGCUGCAACCCGUUCCUGUACGCGUGGCUGCACGACCGUUUUCGAUCCGAACUGCGCAAGAUGUUCACCUGUCAUCGUCGCAUCGGCAUAUCUGCCAACCAAUGCGCGACAGCCAGCGUGGUACUGUGAACUUAAGAGGGAAGCAUUUAAUAUUUAUGAAUGAUCCACAAAAUGUAAAUAAUGGAUGGAUUCAAGCUUACACAAAUAUGUGGCACAUUAUCAUUUUUACGAAGUUAUUCACUAGCAUUUCUCCUGUAUAUCUCAAUGGAAAUCAUGCUUUUUGCUCAUGGGCACAGAAUUUUUGCCAGCAAAAUAUCCCAUGGGCUGUGCUCAGAGCUUGCAAUGGUAGGAAGUAAUAUAUGUUAGGAAAAUAAGGUCAGAUUUACUUUAGGUUGACUGAAGUGGAUGUUCAAGCAGUGACCCUGGACCACAAAACCAAUCAUAAGGAAGUUUUAAAAAAUUGAAGUUUAUGCAUAAUCUGAAUAAAUAUGCUUUCCCUUGAUGUAUGGUUUGUUAGGAUAGAUACAACUAUUUGAAAAUCGGGAAUCUGAGGGUCAAAAUAUCCAAAUAUUGAUAAAAUCGCCUUUAAAGUUGUCCAAAUAAAGUCUUUAGCAACACAUA
This is a messenger RNA of Misgurnus anguillicaudatus (oriental weatherfish), 1744 nucleotides long. RefSeq names its product prolactin releasing hormone receptor 2b (gene prlhr2b). NCBI's taxonomy places the organism in Eukaryota, Metazoa, Chordata, Actinopteri, Cypriniformes, Cobitidae. Gene Ontology annotation, cellular component: neuron projection; plasma membrane. Gene Ontology annotation, biological process: G protein-coupled receptor signaling pathway. The record is from RefSeq and is a predicted model, not a curated record. Gene Ontology annotation, molecular function: neuropeptide Y receptor activity; neuropeptide binding.